AUGUCAUUUUAAGAUUAAAAGUUAGUUAGAAAAACUAAGCCUUCUAACUCUUUGAAUGAAGGUUAAAUGAAAUAAUUACAAUCUGCUUUUAUGAAUGAAAGUGGAGACGAAAAUGGCGAAUAUGAAAAUUAGUAAACAGCAAUAAAUCCUCAUGAACCUAAAAGAAGUAAAACGAUAAUUCAAUAAAAUUAGUCAUAAGAUUAAUCAAUGAUCAUGGAUAAUAUUAAAGUUGAUAGCGAUAAAAUUACUUUUUUGUCAGAAAAGGAUUUUAAAUUUGAAAAAAAUUGCUGGGUGUGCAAAAUUUUAUUUGGUAAAAUGAAUGAUAGAUAACACCAUUGCAGGCUGUGUUCUCAUUCAGUAUGCAAGAUAUGCUCAUAAAAGAGGGUAAAUGAUAAUAGAGUUUGCGAUAUUUGUUUUCUUAAAAUGAAAAAUGUGAAAGGAGAAAAACGUAAGAAAAAGCUGUUAGCUGCAAUGAAAAACUUCAUUAAAAACUUAUCUACAAACAUAACCAAGGGUAAUGAAGAAAACAAAAAAUUAGAAUCUAAAUGCAAGAACCUAAAAGAUCAGUCAAAGAUUGAGGAAGAAAAAAGAUAAAUUGAGUUAGAAAUAUUGAAAUCUAAGCUUGCAUAGAUUUAAAGAAGCAAAGAAACACAAGAAAAAAAAUUAAGAGAACAUGAAAAUCAAUUAGAGGUCAAAAAAGUUGAUAGAUAGCGCAGAUAAGAUGAGCUCAAUGAUUAUUAAACUAAGUAAAAGAUUAUUGUUGGAGAUAUUAAGCUCCAGCAAGAUGCCUACAAAUCAAGAUAUGACUAGCUCAAUCAAUUGUAUCAACAAAAGAAAGACUUACAAAAUCAAGAGUCAUUCCUAAGACUUCCUAACUAUGAAAGAGCUAAACGUAAUGAUCCUGAGAAUAUGUGCGAAGCUAUCAUCUUUUUAGAUAAUAAUGAUCAUAGAAACGGAAUAAAUCAUUACAACACAGUAUCCAAUAAUAAUGUUUUCUAAAGUACUUCUGACUCAAAUAACAUAGACAAACAUAAUACUAGUCAGAAUUACAAUCAACAAAAGAAUGAUAAAACUGAAUAUGCAUCCAGCUACAAUUAAGGCCUAAUGGAUGCAGAUCAUGAAAUAAUUUAGCAUAGCUCUCGGAAAAAAAAUAAAGGUGGAAGUGGUAAAAAAACUGGCACUUGUUUAUGUGAUUGA
Tetrahymena thermophila SB210 is the source of this 1197-nucleotide messenger RNA. RefSeq lists its product as hypothetical. The record is from RefSeq and is a predicted model, not a curated record. Gene Ontology annotation, molecular function: metal ion binding. NCBI's taxonomy places the organism in Eukaryota, Ciliophora, Oligohymenophorea, Hymenostomatida, Tetrahymenidae. The transcript has a single exon.